Messenger RNA from Polyodon spathula (Mississippi paddlefish), 842 nucleotides. RefSeq names its product histone H2A.V. Gene Ontology annotation, cellular component: nucleosome. The coding region runs from base 113 to 499 and encodes 128 amino acids. The record is from RefSeq and is a predicted model, not a curated record. Lineage: Eukaryota; Metazoa; Chordata; Actinopteri; Acipenseriformes; Polyodontidae. The transcript is spliced from 5 exons. Gene Ontology annotation, molecular function: structural constituent of chromatin; DNA binding; protein heterodimerization activity.
UCGCGCUAAGGCGUUAUUGUUUCUCUCUCUGGCUCGAGCGCGUGAUUUCGCCUCUCGACUUCUGACAGGAAUUUAAAUUAAAAAUAAAACCUGAAUAAACAGCGAGAAAGACAUGGCAGGAGGCAAGGCUGGAAAGGACAGUGGCAAAGCCAAGGCGAAAGCAGUCUCUCGCUCCCAGAGAGCUGGCUUACAGUUCCCGGUGGGUCGAAUCCACAGGCACUUGAAGACCCGCACUACAAGCCAUGGGCGCGUGGGAGCGACCGCUGCGGUGUACAGCGCCGCCAUUCUGGAGUACCUGACUGCGGAGGUGUUGGAGUUGGCAGGGAACGCCUCCAAAGAUCUGAAGGUGAAGCGCAUCACUCCUCGUCACUUGCAGCUCGCCAUCCGCGGAGAUGAGGAGUUGGAUUCUCUCAUCAAGGCUACCAUUGCUGGAGGAGGUGUGAUCCCGCACAUCCACAAGUCUCUAAUUGGGAAGAAGGGGCAGCAGAAGACUGCAUAGAGAAGCUCUUUCCUGCACUGUGCGGUCCUCCUCCUGUCAGCGUGCUGGAGCUGGGACAGAAAUAGUAGAGUAGGGAUAAUUGGGAUUAUUAAUUUUUUUUUUUUGAGAAGCGGUUUAAAGAAAGGAAAGAUUGUUUUUAGAUUUUGCGUUUGUAAUACAAGUAAAAAGAAAAAAAAACAAAAUUUGUACGUUCCUUUUUAGAUUUUAAGUUUGACAACAAAAAACAGAAAAGGGGUUGGGUGGGUGGGUGUGGGAAAGGGAAUGUAAAUUUGUUGGUAAAUUUGUGCGGCAGCAAUUGUGUGUGUUAUGAUUGGCUGGGGUUUCAACAGUGUUUUAUACAGAA